GAUCCUUUCCACUGUCUUCCAGGAGUGCCAGGCGUCAAAGAAGAACGCUUUGAGGAAGGAAUGACAGUAAAGCACUGUGCGUUGUCCCUCGUGGGAGAGCCCAUCAUGUACCCAGAAAUCAACAAAUUUUUGAAGCUACUUCACGAGUGUAAAAUCUCCAGUUUCCUGGUCACAAAUGCACAGUUCCCUGCAGAAAUCAGGGACCUCAAACCAGUUACGCAGCUCUACGUCAGUGUGGACGCUAGCACCAAAGACAGCCUGAAGAAAAUUGACCGCCCGCUCUUCAAGGAUUUCUGGCAAAGAUUCCUCGAUAGUUUAAAAGCCUUGGCUGCAAAGCAACAACGUACUGUCUACAGACUGACUCUAGUGAAGGCAUGGAAUGUGGAUGAGCUCCAGGCCUAUGCCGAGCUGGUGUCCCUGGGGAACCCUGACUUCAUCGAGGUGAAGGGUGUUACCUACUGUGGAGAGAGUUCGGCGAGCAGUCUUACCAUGGCCAACGUGCCCUGGCAUGAGGAGGUGGUGCGCUUUGUCUGUGAGUUGGUGGAUCUGAUCCCUGACUAUGAAAUCGCUUGUGAACACGAGCAUUCCAACUGUCUUCUAAUAGCUCACAAGAAGUUUAAGAUUGGCAGAGAAUGGUGGACGUGGAUCGAUUACAGCCGCUUCCAGGAGCUUAUUCAGGAAUAUGAAGAUAGUGGCGGAUCAAAAACUUUCAGCGCAAAGGAUUAUAUGGCCAGAACGCCUCACUGGGCCUUAUUUGGUGCCAACGAAAGAGGCUUUGAUCCCAAGGAUACCAGAUAUCAGAGAAAGAACAAAUCAAAGGAUAUUUCUGGAUGUUGAGAUUGUCUGAAUUUAGGAUACUGAAGGACACGAACCGAUGGCGACAGAAGGUUCUCAGACUCCAGUGUGAUUUUUUUCCAAGGACAGGUUACGCAAAUAAUAUUACACAUAGAGAAGGAUGUGAGGAAGAACACGGGGAUACAAGUCAUGUCCCAGGGCUCAGGAGAGAGCAGCCACACUGGAGUGCCUGGGAGUUGGCCUCACCAUCUCUUUCCAGAAUUCAGUCCCUUUUCUGAAUUUACUUCUGAAAGAAAACCAUCUUGAUGGGCAAGUCCAUGAGCAUGAUUAGUUUUGAAUUACAACUAGGAAGACUCGCUGGGAUGCCAUCCAUGGGAGUGUUGUACAGUGUGAAUUUCUGUUUCUCUUCCCUCAUCGUGGGCUGUUGGUCUUCUUUCGAUUGUACUACCCUGAGGUCCACGUGUCUGCUCACUGUAAGAUCUCCAUCCCUUUCUUACGUCUGAUGAUAACGCCUCCUGAAAGUAAUUUAAAUUGUCAUCAUUCUCAAUUACUUUAAAUACCACAUAGAUUUUUUAAAUUUUUGCUUAGUUCCAAGCCUGUAGAAAUUGAAUCAGAUCUAAAACUGUACUAGAUUUCAUUGUUCCCGUACAGAUUGCCAGAGAAGGUAGCAUGUGAGCUGGAGUAGAGUAAAAUCUUCUAUAAGGGGAAUUGUCAUGUGAUGUCACUGGAUAGUCUCACACACUGUGAAACGAGUACAGUUUGCUUUUGCUUUGAAAAGUCAGCGUGUAAACUCAUCACUACCCUUCUAGCAGGUUUCCAUCUUCUUUCACUCUUGUGCCCUCGCUACUUUCUGCCGUGUGUUUUUUUAAGGCUCAAUUUGUUUUCCAAGUGAAAAAAACAACAAAAAACCAAGGAAUUUUUAAAAGAAUAAGUAAUUUAAAAAAUCCCUUAACCCAAAAAUCCAAAAAAAAACCUUUGGAAAGA
Molecule: messenger RNA, 1779 nt
Organism: Odocoileus virginianus texanus
Lineage: Eukaryota; Metazoa; Chordata; Mammalia; Artiodactyla; Cervidae
Source: RefSeq, a predicted model, not a curated record